Messenger RNA from Lacerta agilis (Sand lizard), 555 nucleotides. It is a transcript of the gene SMAGP, whose product is annotated as small cell adhesion glycoprotein. The transcript is spliced from 4 exons. The record is from RefSeq and is a predicted model, not a curated record. Lineage: Eukaryota; Metazoa; Chordata; Lepidosauria; Squamata; Lacertidae. Bases 149 to 439 code for a protein of 96 amino acids.
GGAGCCGGAGCUGGAGAGAGAGGUACCCACGCUAGCUGGACCUUGGAGAGAUACUCAGGCAACAACAAGGCCAAUUAUUCUUUGCCCCCAUGUCAUCUUAUCAGCUCUGAAAGAUUCUGAAGUUUUAAACGGGGGAGAAGGUGAUGCCAUGGCAGCUAUUCCAACGCCACCAUUACCAACAGAAAAGCUACUGACCAGCCCAUUUAUGAAGAAGAUGAAUACACCGACUUUGCAAGAGGAUGCCAACGUGGCUGUCAUAGGAGCCGUCAUCGCUGUGGUUUUCGUCACUCUCCUUUCGGUCGUCGUGCUGAUCAUCGUUUACCUGUACAAGAACAAAGGCACCUACCGCACCUAUGAACAAGCUCCACCGGAUCCAGAGGGGUCGGUCCAAAUGGAGGAUCUCCCGUGUAAAGGCGAGAAGGAAGAAUAUUUUAUAUAGAUGCCAGCAUGCUUUGGACACUGAGAUCUUCAGUAAACCGUUUAUUACGUUGUAAACUGUUUAUUACGUUUGACACCCAUUUUGGUCAAGGAAUUAAAGCUGUAUUAUUUAUUUCA